This is a messenger RNA of Oreochromis aureus, 4731 nucleotides long. Its product is annotated as contactin-associated protein-like 4. The transcript has 24 exons. The coding region runs from base 73 to 4014 and encodes 1313 amino acids. Lineage: Eukaryota; Metazoa; Chordata; Actinopteri; Cichliformes; Cichlidae. The record is from RefSeq and is a predicted model, not a curated record.
CUGGAGAGGAGAGGUCGACCGUCUCUCCUCCAGCAGCCGCCGGGCUUCUCUGCAGCCUCCUGCCCCUUCAUCAUGGAUCUGGGGACUAAACGAGUCGCUUGGAUUAUCGCUCAGGUCGCCCUGCUUCUCUCCAUCUCUUACGGGACAACCGGAGAAGAGGUGUGUGACAGCCCACUGGUCUCCAGCCUGCCUCCAUCAUCCUUCAGGAGCUCUUCACAGCUGUCCACCAGCCAUGCGCCAGGCUUUGCCAAACUCAACAGAAGAGACGGAGCUGGAGGUUGGUCACCUCUUGUUUCAGACCGAUAUCAGUGGCUCGAGGUUGACUUGGGUGAGCGCACCAAGAUCACAGCUGUCGCCACACAGGGCCGUUAUGGCAGCUCUGAUUGGCUAACGUCUUACCUGCUGAUGUUCAGUGACACGGGGCACAACUGGAGGCAGUACAGACAGGAGGACAGUAUUGGGUCUUUUCCAGGUAACAGUAACGCAGACAGUGUGGUCCACUACAAGCUGCAGCAGCCAGCGAUUGCCCGCUUUAUCCGUCUCAUUCCUCUGGACUGGAAUCCAAACGGUCGGAUUGGACUCCGGCUGGAGACCUAUGGAUGUCCUUACACCUCUGAUGUGGUUAGCUUUGAUGGUGGCAGCAGCGGUCUGUUGUACUGGUUGACUUCUGGGCUUAAGCGGACAUCCAGAGAUGUUGUCACUCUGAAGUUUAAAGCCCUGAGGAAUUCUGGGACACUGCUGCAGGCAGAGGGACAGGAAGGACUCAGCCUCGGUCUGGAGUUAGAGAGAGGAAAGCUACUGCUGCUGCUGAGACAAGGCAGGACUUCAUCCACUGAACCCCAGCGCCUUGUUUCCCUUGGGAGCCUGUUGGAUGAUCAGCACUGGCAUCAUGUAGCAGUGGAGCGGCGUGGCUCUCACCUCAACCUCACUGUGGACAAACACACAGAGAGGGUUCAAAUCCCUGCAGACUUCAGCCACUGGACCAUUGAACAGCUGAGUUUGGGGGCAGUUCAGAGUGAAGUCUCUCAGAAACCAGUAACCUCCAAGAAGAACUUCAAUGGUUGCCUGGAAAAUCUGCAGUAUAAUGGCCACAACCUGAUAGAACUAGCUAAAAACAAAAAACAACAAGUUACUAUUUCAGGCAAUGUCACCUUUUCCUGUGCUGAGCCAGUUUCUGUUGCGGUGACGUUCACCGGGCCCGAGAGCUUCCUUCAGUUACCGGGGACUACAGUGUCUUCAUCAGGGGGCGUAUCUAUAGGCUUUCAGUUCAGGACGUGGAAUAAGGCGGGACUUCUAGUUACUUUUGAACUCCCUCAACAAGGAGGCGUGACCUGGUUGUACCUGAAUGAGGCCAGACUCCGACUACAGAUCCAUAAAAGCGGCAGGCCACUGCUGGAACUUAGUGCAGGUGUUGCUCUGAAUGACGGUCAGUGGCAUUCAGUGGAGCUGAAUUCCAGACGAGGACGUCUAACCAUCACAGUGGAUAAAGAGGAAAGAGACAGCUCUCAAGCCAGCCCAUCGUUUCCUGUCACUAUAGAAAGUCACCUCUUCUUCGGUGGUUGUCCUGUUGACGAUGGCAGUCAGAAAUGCAGAAACCCGUUUAAUGUCUUCCAGGGCUGCAUGCGUUUAUUUACUGUGGACAAUCAAAACAUGGACCUGAUUAAGGUGCAGGAAAAGCAAUUGGGGAACUACAGCAACCUGCAGAUUGACAUGUGUGGAAUCAUUGACAGGUGUUCUCCCAGUCCUUGUGAACACGGCGGUCCCUGCAGUCAGUCCUGGACUGUCUUUCACUGCAACUGCUCUGACAGUGGCUACAGUGGAGCGACCUGCCACAGCUCUGUGUAUGAACAGUCCUGUGAGGCAUACAAACACAAAGGCAACACAUCGGGACAUUUUUAUAUCGACGUGGAUGGCAGCGGACCAAUCAAACCGCAGCUGGUCUACUGCAACAUGACAGAGGAGAACACAUGGAUGGUGAUCCAGCACAACAACACAGAGCUGACCAGACUCCGACCAUCUCCAGGCGUAAACCAGUAUUCAAUCCACUUUGACUACUUGUCUGAGGAAGAGCAGCUGUUGGCCGUCAUUAAGCAAUCGGAGCACUGCGAACAGGAACUGUCUUAUCACUGCAAAAAGUCCCGUCUCCUCAACACCCCAGAGGGCUCUCCACUCAGCUGGUGGUUCGGCGGUCCUGGUACGGGUCGAGUUCAGACUUAUUGGGGUGGAGCUCAACCGGGCAGCCAGCAGUGUGCCUGCGGUCUGCAGGGCGACUGUGUCGAUCUACAACACUACUGCAACUGUGAUGCUGACCGCAUGGAGUGGACUGAAGACUCGGGCCUGCUCACCCAUAAGGACAGCCUACCUGUCAGGUCUCUGGUGUUGGGUGACAUACAGAGGCCAGGUUCAGAGGCUGUGUACAGGGUGGGACCACUGCAGUGUCACGGCGAUCGGAAUUUUUGGAAUGCUGCGUUUUUCGACAAGGAGACAUCGUACCUCCACUUUCCUACUUUCCACGGAGAGCUGAGCGCAGAUAUCUCCUUCCUGUUUAAAACCAUGGCCGCCUCCGGUGUAUUUCUGGAAAACCUGGGCAUCAAAGACUUCAUCCGGAUUGAACUGAGCUCCUCCACUCAGGUGGUUUUCUCCUUUGAUGUUGGUAACGGCCCGUUGGAGGUUCGUGUGGAGUCGAGCUUCCCGCUGAAUGACAACCGGUGGCAUCGAGUCCGAGCCGAGCGGAACGUCAAGGAAGCGUCGCUUCGACUGGAUGAACUUCCUGUUGCCACACAGGAGGCGCUGGCUGAUGGACACUUCCACCUGCAGCUCAACAGCCAGCUGUUCAUAGGGGGUACAGCAUCCAGGCAGAAGGGCUUCCGCGGCUGUAUCCGCUCUCUGCAGCUGAACGGUGUCACUCUGGACCUGGAGGAGAGGGCGAAGAUAACACCAGGCGUUCAACCUGGCUGCCCGGGUCACUGCAGCAGCUACGGCUCGCUCUGCCAGAACCAUGGCCGCUGUAUGGACAGAGCUAAUGGCUUCCACUGUGACUGUAGCCUGUCAGCGUACACCGGAGUCUUCUGCCAAACAGAGGUGUCAGUCAGCUUCAAGUCAGGAACGUCUGUCAGCUACACCUUCAAGGAGCCCUACGAGUUGAGCAGGAACAGCAGCGCUCUGCCGUCCUCCAUCUACUCUGACAUGACGCUCAGAGGAGAAAACGUCUCCCUGAGCUUCAGGACGAACCAGAGUCCAGCUCUGCUGCUCUACGUCAGCUCCUACUACAGAGAAUACCUGGCUGUGCUCAUCAACAAGCAUGAUAAGCUGGAGGUGAGAUACAAGCUGGACAGCAGCAGAGACGCCGAAGUGCUGGGGAGCAAAGUGAGGAGCCUCACCAACGGACAGCUGCACACCGUCUCCAUCAGGAGACUGACAGACUCUGUGUCUGUGCAGAUUGACCAAAAUGCCAAAGAAGACUUCAACCUGACAUCUGACGGGGAAUUUAAUGCCAUCAAGUCGCUGGUGUUGGGCAGAGUGCACGAGUCCGAUGACCUGGAUGCAGACCUGUCCAGGUUGGCUUCCCUCGGUUUUACAGGCUGCCUGUCAGUUGUCCACUUUAACACCAUCAGCCCUCUGAAAGAAGCUCUGCUCCGCCCUGACUCCAGCCCCGUCAUCAUCACUGGACCUUUAGCUCAGUCCAACUGCGGCUCUGCAGCUUCAGCCAAUCCCUACUCAGCUGAGAACACACACCACCUGUCAGACCAGUCUGGUUCAGUGGGUUCGGGUGAACCCUUAGUCAAUUCCAUCAGGACUGACUCGGCCCUAAUUGGAGGUGUCAUUGCAGUAGUCAUCUUUGUGAUUGUGACUGCACUGGCGAUAACGGCCAGAUUCCUCUACCGGAGAAAGGAUACAUAUCGUAACAAGGAAGUGAAGGGAGUCAAACAGGAGGACAGCCAAGACUUUCCUUUUAACAACCAGGCUGACUCCCAGAAUCUCUCCACUGAAAACCCAAAGGAGUAUUUCAUUUAACUGGAGGCCCGAUGACCUGAUGUGCUGCUGGGCUUUUGGAGCCGAAGCUGCAGACAGACGCAUCUUGACACGCCUUGGGACUUUGCAGUGCACUCGAGAGCCACUCAGACACUUCUCUGACAGAGGUGGCUCUGCAGCAUGUGAAAAGCAAAGAAGAACAAUUUUCACAGUGUUGUCUUUCUGUUGCUUAAUGUAAAAUGUGAAUACACUGAUGCAACAGCGUUGGACUUUAAGGGUGUUGAUAUACUUGUUCAAGCAACUGUAAAUAUUCAGCAAUGUAAAACACUGAAUAAUGUCUUUGUAACGAUCUGGCUAAUGUUGAAAUGUUGGAAAUAAUGGAGGUAACAGUAUUUUUAUUGUGCAUGGGCAGGGAGAGUGUGAAGCUGUCUUCUGUUUGGAUUUCACCUGGAGAAAGAUGGGGAUAAACUCCAAACCGCCUGCGAGACAUUUGCCUGCAUUUCAAAUAAUCCAACAAAAGCCAUCCAUGGAUAUUUUAUAUUUACCUUUUUCAUGUUUCCAACUAUUCUUCCCAGUAACUGGCUGUUUUUAACCCCUUCUCGAGUUUUCAUUAACGUUUGUGAGGUCAGUGGUCUAAAUAUACAGUAUAUGCGAAUUACAUCCGUAGAAAUUAUUCCACAUCACACAAACACAUUCCAAAGUUAUGAGUUUAAUCACUGUUAACAGAAAAUGUGUAUCCUGAUAAUAAGAAAGCAAUGU